GGUGUGGUAAGGAAAAUUCCUCCCUCUCAGUAUCGAGGAAUUUUUGAAAUUCCCCGAGAGAAGACUUUUAGGUAGGUCUGAAACUUUGCCGUAUCGUCCCUUACGGGUAGCAGACUUAAUAUGGGAUUCUAAAAGACGAAAGUCUAAACAUUAAAGAAGGCAGAAAUCGGCGAAAAGCGAAAGUAAAAAUAGUAACAACUAGACCUUAAAGUUAAUUUCCUUGGCAGUUAAGGAGUUCGGAACGUCUUUUUGAAUUAUAAACAUAUUUUGGUCUAGGUUGAACCCUCCGUUACUAAGACAACCCAGCAAAGGUGGGUCGGAACAGUCAGAGGUGUCGGAAAUCGGAAGAGCCGGAAUCGGAACUGCCCAAAAGUCGGAAAUUGGAAACCAAAAUUUUUUUCCGGAAAUCGGAAUUCCGACCCACCUCUGCAUCUCAGGUACAUGGGUAAGAGGAUAAAGGUUUCUCUCAGUUGUUCAUUAAAAUUUCCCCCCGCUUUACUGAAACCACAAAUAUAAACUAGAGGGUUUUUCAAGAUUGGUUAGUCAAAUCCAAACCUGUAGAAGGUUAAUAAAGGUAGUAAUAAGGAUGACGAUUCCUGGGAAAUUUCCGGAUAUCCGGAUCUCGGGACUGUUAUCCGAACCGAAAUGGAUAUUUGGGGUUUUCGGUUUAGUAGCGAACACUUAUAAAGACCUAUGUAUAGAAAUUGCCCCAAACAUUGAUUAAAAAAACAAAUCACAAAUAUAAACACACAAUUCACACCUUUUCGCAACUGCGCGAGUUGUACUAAUUCAUUCGCCUGCGCAGUCGAUCUCCGUCUAUGACUAGCACGUCGUUCGGCGGCCGUACGACGUUGCUGACUUUGAUUAUUUUGUUGAUGUUUUUUGCUGUUAUUUGGGGGAGAAGAGGAAGAAUUUUGGUCGUUUUUUGGCGAAUCAUGCUGGGGCUGAUUAUUGAUAAUUUGCAUAUUUUUAGUAAAAAAGUAGAGUCAAUUUAG
Molecule: messenger RNA, 995 nt
Organism: Meloidogyne enterolobii
Lineage: Eukaryota; Metazoa; Nematoda; Chromadorea; Rhabditida; Meloidogynidae
Source: the annotation of a GenBank genome assembly